CCAUCUGGUGUAUCCUGCGUAAACACUCCCCUAGUUGUUGUCACAAUGGGCCGGUCCAUCUGGUGUAUCCUGCGUAAACACUCCCCUAGUUGUUGUCACAAUGGGCCAGUCCAUCUGGUGUAUCCUGCAUAAACACGUCUAAGCUGCAAGGUUACAGCAGAAUCCCACUAAACAAUUUAGUCAGACUAGAAACGCGUAUCCGUGAAUGCUGAAGCCAGACACUCAAAUGUUCAAAUUGAAGGUGCUAGAGAAUGUGUUGAAGGUGAUAGAGAAUGUGUUUGAAGAUGAUAGAGAAUGUGUUUGAAGAUGAUAGAGAAUGUGUUGAAGAUGAUAGAGAAUGUGUUGAAGAAGAUAGAGAAUGUGUUGAAGGUGAUAGAGAAUGUGUUGAAGGUGAUAGAGAAUGUGUUGAAGGUGAUAGAGAAUGUGUUGAAGGUGAUAGAGAAUGUGUUGAUAGAGAAUGUGUUGAAGAUGAUAGAGAAUGUGUUGAAGGUGAUAGAGAAUGUGUUGAAGAAGAUAGAGAAUGUGUUGAAGAUGAUAGAGAAUGUGUUGAAGGUGAUAGAGAAUGUGUUGAAGGUGAUAGAGAAUGUGUUGAAGAAGAUAGAGAAUGUGUUGAAGGUGAUAGAGAAUGUGUUGAAGGUGAUAGAGAAUGUGUUGAAGGUGAUAGAGAAUGUGUUGAAGGUGAUAGAGAAUGUGUUGAAGGUGAUAGAGAAUGUGUUGAAGGUGAUAGAGAAUGUGUUGAAGGUGAUAGAGAAUGUGUUGAAGGUGAUAGAGAAUGUGUUGAAGAUGAUAGAGAAUGUGUUGAAGGUGAUAGAGAAUGUGUUGAAGAUGAUAGAGAAUGUGUUUGAAGAUGAUAGAGAAUGUGUUGAAGGCGAUAGAGAAUGUGUUGAAGAGAAUGUGUUGAAGAUGAUAGAGAAUGUGUUGAAGAUGAUAGAGAAUGUGUUGAAGGUGAUAGAGAAUGUGUUGAAGAUGAUAGAGAAUGUGUUGAAGGUGAUAGAGAAUGUGUUGAAGGUGAUAGAGAAUGUGUUGAAGAUGAUAGAGAAUGUGUUGAAGGUGAUAGAGAAUGUGUUGAAGAUGAUAGAGAAUGUGUUGAAGGUGAUAGAGAAUGUGUUGAAGGUGAUAGAGAAUGUGUUGAAGAUGAUAGAGAAUGUGUUGAAGAUGAUAGAGAAUGUGUUGAAGGCGAUAGAGAAUGUGUUGAAGGUGAUAGAGAAUGUGUUGAAGGCGACACCUUCACCUUUGGCCACCUUUUGA
This is a messenger RNA of Oncorhynchus keta (chum salmon), 1248 nucleotides long. RefSeq lists its product as uncharacterized. The transcript has 6 exons. The record is from RefSeq and is a predicted model, not a curated record. NCBI's taxonomy places the organism in Eukaryota, Metazoa, Chordata, Actinopteri, Salmoniformes, Salmonidae. The coding region runs from base 295 to 1248 and encodes 317 amino acids.